AAUCGCUGCGCACGCUGAGGGGUCGUUGUCAGAGUGGGUUCCGGCGGCGCGGCCUGUGCUCGCGGCCAUGUGGGCUCUCGCUAUGUUCCUGCUGCUGGUGACGGCGUUCUUGUGGAUUCGGAGGCCGCAGAGACCACCUAACUUUCCGCCGGGCCCUCCAACAUUUCUCAUCUUUGGCAAUAUUUGGACGGUGAUUGAGUGGAUUCGGGGCAAGAUUAUAGCGAGCACGGAGCAUUGUCGGCACAAGUUUGGAGAUAUUUUUGGCUUUGUCCUUCCCACUGGUGACAAGAUUGUGCACAUUUGCGACUUUGAAGACAUCAAAGAGGCCUGCGCGACGCAAGAACUGUCUGGAAGACCGAACAGUUUUGUCGUGCUGCUCCGCAGCUUCCAACAAAAGCUUGGUAUAGCCUUCAGCGAAGGCCCCACCUGGAUGGAGCACAGGCGCUUUGUACUGAGACAUCUCAGAGAUCUGGGCUUCGGGAAAAACUCCAUGGAGUCGACAGUUUUGAACGAAUUCGAAGAGCUCUCCCAGGAGAUGAGGCGUGACGUUGACUCACCGAUGAAGGUCAACUUCCGCUUCAACCUGACGGUGCUCAACAUACUCUGGAGAAUGGUCGCCGACAAGCGGCUGGAGAGUAGUGAUCCCAAGGCCCAACACUACAUCGCGACGGUCAACGAAUUCUUCACCCUUAUUGGUCCGGGUAACCCGAUGAACAUGGCGCCGUGGCUGCGUCACAUCGCCCCUGAGUGGAGCGGCUACGCGCCGCUGAUCCGACAUCGCGAGACCACGGUCGGCAUGUUCCACGAGGUGGUCCACGAGCAUCGGCAGACGUUGGACCGGUCCAGCCCACGCGACUUCAUCGACCAGUUCCUGCUGGAGAUGGAGAAGCCAGACGCUGAGGCUCGCCUCUUCACAGAACGCAACCUGUCCAUCAUCGGCAUGGACUUGUUCAUCGCUGGCAUGGAGACGACGUCCACCUCUCUGAGCUGGGCGUUGCUCUUCAUGGUCAAGUAUCCGGAGGUGCAGAGUCGCGCGCAGCGCGAGAUCGACGCUGUUCUUGGCGGAAGUCCGCCAACCUACGACGACCGCACGCGCAUGCCGUACACUGAAGCCACGCUGAUGGAGGUGAUGCGGCGUUCCAACGUCCUCCCUCACGCAGUGCCGCACAGUGCACUGAGCGACCUCUCGUUCCGCGGCUACACCAUCCCCCAGGGCACCACGGUGAUCAUGCACCUGAACAUGGUGCACAUGGACCCGGCGUACUGGGGUGACCCGGAGGCGUUCAGGCCCGACCGGUUCCUGCACGCCGACGGUAGCGUGCGCCGUGAUGAGCGGCUCAUCCCGUUCGGCAUCGGGAAGAGGUUUUGCCUGGGAGAGACGCUGGCGCGCAUGGAGAUGUUCAUGCUCUUCACCUGUCUACUGCAGCGUUUCAGCUUCACCGCCGUCCCAGGGCAGAAACUCUCGCUGGAGACCAGGUUCGCGGUUGUGCAGCAGCCUCCCGAGUUCUUCGUGACCUACAAGCCGCGUGAUUAGCCAGUAUGACCUACAAGCCGCGUGACUAGUCUUUAUUUCCUACAAGCCGCGUGGUUAGUCGUUAUGACCUACAAGCCGCGUGACUAGCCUUUGUGACCGACAAGCCGUGCGACUGGCAUUUAUGACCUACAAGCCGCGUGACCAGCUUGUAUGACCUUUAAGUCGCGCGACCGGCCUUUAUGACCCACAAGCCACGUGACUAGCUUGUACGACCGUCAAGCCGCGUGACCGGCCUUUAUGACCUACAAGUCGCUUGACUAGCUUGUAUGACCUACAAGCCGCGUGACUGGCCUUUAUGACCCACAAGCCGCGUGACUAGCCUUUGUGCUCUACAAGUCGCGUGACCGGCCUUUGUGACCUAAAAGCCACGUAACUGGCCUGAUGGCCUACAAGCGGCGUGACUAGUCUUUAUGACUUACAAGCCACAUGAUUAGAGGUGAGGUGGCGGCUAUGCACUUGCUCGAGCACCUUUGGAGUCUGGAUACCAUGUAACACUUGCAUGUCUGCCACCCACAUUGUUCUCGCAUCUUCAUAACCAAACGGCAAAUAGAGUGGGUGGCGCUCUCCGCCUCCACCAUCAUAUAGCUAUAAUGCCCGCCUAAAUCGCACGUGGUGUAAUAACGCAGAGUUUAAAAGCGGCGAAGGUAUUAGAAUAGACCAGCGCCUGUGUGGGUUUAAGUCUGCACUUAACACAUUUCAUAAUUUGUGCCGUUCUUUCACCAUCUGGAAUAUUGUCAUCGUAAUAUGGGCAGAUCUGAUGUGGUGUGGGUUUAUGUCUCUGAUUGGUGUGCGGACCGGCACUGACGUUAGCGUUUUCUGUCAUGAAUACAUCUGGCAACAGUAUAGGCUACACAGCUGUCAUUUUUGUCUGCGUAGUUUCGAUGACGUUACCAUCCACAGCUGCUCGAGGCGGUCGCCUAGCGGGAAUGUCCGACAGAUAGUGGCUGACGUGUCGUGGCCAUACCUUCUUUUGACACGGUACGCG
Pollicipes pollicipes is the source of this 2519-nucleotide messenger RNA. RefSeq names its product methyl farnesoate epoxidase. Lineage: Eukaryota; Metazoa; Arthropoda; Thecostraca; Pollicipedomorpha; Pollicipedidae. The record is from RefSeq and is a predicted model, not a curated record. Gene Ontology annotation, cellular component: intracellular membrane-bounded organelle; cytoplasm. Gene Ontology annotation, biological process: xenobiotic metabolic process. Gene Ontology annotation, molecular function: iron ion binding; steroid hydroxylase activity; oxidoreductase activity, acting on paired donors, with incorporation or reduction of molecular oxygen, reduced flavin or flavoprotein as one donor, and incorporation of one atom of oxygen. The coding region runs from base 68 to 1534 and encodes 488 amino acids. The transcript has 2 exons.